This is a messenger RNA of Rhinocladiella mackenziei CBS 650.93, 3498 nucleotides long. RefSeq lists its product as uncharacterized. The transcript has 9 exons. Gene Ontology annotation, molecular function: protein binding. Bases 1 to 3498 code for a protein of 1165 amino acids. The record is from RefSeq and is a predicted model, not a curated record. NCBI's taxonomy places the organism in Eukaryota, Fungi, Ascomycota, Eurotiomycetes, Chaetothyriales, Herpotrichiellaceae.
AUGACCACAGUCCUCCCAUCCAAUUUCGAUGAAGCCUAUGAAAUGGCAAAGACAGAGUUCUUCAGGGAACUCAAACGACCUCAAGACUAUGACUUUUCCAAAUUUACCUCCAUCGACGAUGUCUACGACUACACGGAGAAGCUUCAGACAGAACAGGCCCGACAUGGAAACAUGCGGCACUUGAACAGAAUCAGACCGUAUCUCCAAAAUUUGGAGCAAUACGUUGGAGUCCUUGAUACAUUUUCGCAGGCAAAAGCAGACUUGUUAUCUCUGAUCUGGGGCCCCAUCAAACUCUUGAUUCAGAUUUCCAGCACACUCGUGAAAAGCUAUGACAAAAUCAUUGAUACGAUGGGCCAAAUCGGAGAUCGCCUGCCUCAUUUCAGGAAAUAUAUUGAGAUGUUCAAGUCUAAUGAUAAUCUGAAAAGGCUCCUGUUGGUGUUUCUCCGCGACAUAUUGGAAUUUCAUGUCACGGCGCUGAAUUUCUUCAAAUCAAAGAAGUGGGAGCUCUACUUUGAAUCCAUGUGGCCAAAGUACGGCAACAAAAUCACGAUCAUUAUGAACAACGUCGAACGACAUGCCGCACUUAUUAGCAAUGAAGUCACUCUGGCAAGCAUCCUGGACGCGCAGGCCGCACAUGCCGAAGCCGUGAAGACCUGCGAACGCGACGAAGAGUUUCAACGUCGUCAGGAUUUUGCUACCGUCCAGCAAUCUUUAUCUCCAAAAUUGUAUGAUGAUGAGCUUGAACAAUUUCGGAAGCUUCGAACUCCUGAUUCUGGUAAAUGGAUUGAAAAGAACGAGGAAUUCAUCGCGUGGUUUAACGCCAGCAAUCAGUCUGGGCGGGUUCUGUGGAUUGAAGGCAUUCCCGGAGCGGGGAAAUCCUUUCUCUCCGCCCAUGUCGUCGAAAUCGCCCAGCUUCAAACUAACAGCUGCACAGUUUUUGCUUUCCUCAGUUUCCAGGACCAGCAAUUGACGACCGCCAGAGUUCUUCAGUCACUGGUUUUCCAGGUGGUGCUGGAAAAUGUGGACCUACAUCAGGUUCUCUGUCGAGAAGUGCAAAGCAAUUAUAGAGGAGUUUCAAGCAACACUGCUUGUCUCCAAGCUCUCUUUAUCAAGAUGCUUCAGUUGUCCGAUCCGACGUAUAUCAUAAUAGAUGGAGUCGACGAGAUCGACGAGUUUGAGAGGUCUUUCCUCCUUAGGACAUUAUUGAAGGUAAAAAUGGAAUGUGACGAAGUGAGACUCCUAAUUAGUAGCCGAGGUGAGGACAACAUCAUGAGAAUCCUGCGAAAUGAGGCAACUUGCCUUCGUCUCCAUACCAACAAUCUUCCGGACAUCGAGACCUUUGUUCUCGGGAAGACGAAUGACUGGCUUGGCCGCUGCGCAUUUGACGGACAUACUUGUGGUCAGAUCAGGAAACUCCUCGAGCCGCUUGCGUCGAAUUCAGAAGGAAUGAUUCUUUACGCCAGGCUCAUGCUGGAUAACAUUUCAUAUCUGAGUAGUUUGCAUGAUAUUAGAGAGGAACUAGGUGCACUUCCUCGUGGGCUUGAUGAAGCAUAUGGCCGGAUUCUCGUGCGAAUUACUGAGCGAUUACCGGAAAGAGACCGCGACCAGGUCAAAAGGAUACUGGGCUGGGUUGCCGGCUCCCAGAUAUCAAUUCAGAAGCGUGAGCUUGAGGUUGCGUUUUCGAUUCGAGAGGGGGACAGAAUGGUAUUGAGAGAUCGCCGAGUCUUCCUCAAUGUCUUACAUUUAUGCGGCCCCAUUGUUGAGAUUCGAGAAGAUACCAUUCGAUUUGUUCACUUCACCGCAAAACAAUAUCUUGCAGAUCAGCAAAACAAGUCAUUCAUUAAUCUUCAAAACGCCUGGCUUGACAUUUGCCGAACUUGCAUCACGUAUCUCGGUUUCGAAUGCUUCGAAUACGAUGCAGAUGAGGAGAUUGAGCAAGCUAUACUCUCGGGGGAAUUUGUCUUCUUCCAUUACGCUACCACCCAAUGGAUCACCCAAUUAAGGCUCUAUUUGGAGCACAUCACAAAUAAAACAGAGAGAGAUGCUGUUUGCGAAGAGGUCCAGCAUCUGGUGUACAGAAGAGAAAGCUUCAGUCAUACGGCAACUUCAAGCGUUUUACAAAAGAGGAUCCAGGAUUUCCACUCUAUCCAGGAUGACUGGCCCGAUCUCUCAACAACACUGUCAAACGAAAAUGCAUUCUUGAAGUACAAAGCGCCAUUUAUCGGCUUGAAGACAGUCACGAUAUUCAACUCCGAAAGCCCGCUCAACAUAUUCUCUAUCUAUGGUAUAUUCUACCAAACGCUCGAGUCUAUGCUCUGCUCAGGGAUGAACCAUCGGCCAGGAUGUCAUUGUCAGACGUUAAAAGACCAAUAUGGACUGUUUCUGUAUAAAUGUGACAGAAUAGCCUGCCCCCGUCACCGACAUGGCUUUGCCGACAAGAAAAACAGAGAUCAACACCUGCUCGACCAUGACAGACCAUUUAAAUGUCCAGAAGCUGGCUGCACCUUUGGCGAAAUCGGAUUCAAGUCAGAAGGAAGUCUAGCGCAACAUAUGGAUCAACACCAUCCAACUCAGAAACUGGCCCCGAUGAAGCACCCACCCAUUCAAGAUAUCGACCCAGAGAGUCUCGAAGUUGUUCUAACAGAGGCGGUGAAGGCUGGUGAGGAAGAAUUUGUCUCAAGAUUCCUUGGAAGUAUUCCAGAGAGCCUUUCUGACAAACUGUACCUCACAGCCCUGCGUAGCUCUACCAGCGCUGUGGUUGCGCAAUUUGUCACCUCUGGCCAGUCUAUCGACAAAGCUUAUGUUGGAGAAAGAGAUAAAUAUCCUCUCACCGCGGUGCCGCUUAUCGUUGCCAUGAGAGCGUACAACUUGGAAGUUGUCAGAUACCUCCUCACUCACAAUUGUUCCUUCUACGCUGAGAGCGAUUUCAUUGACCAUGGAAACGAGCAAUCGCUCGCACGCAAAAGCAGGAGAGUGGGCACAGUUCUUGAUCAUGCAAUUGACCUAGACGACCCACAACGCCGUCUUGAGGCAAUUCUCAUUCUAACAAACCACGGGUACGACCUUAGGAAGGUUAAACGGAGUCCAUUUCGGCUCACGAGGCGUCGCAAUAUCGAGUCGGAGAGUAUCAUUAUGAACAUUCUAGAUGUUAUGGAGCACGCGCUCAGCAAGGACAAUCUCAAUGACAUUCUCAAAGAGGAGGCAAGGAGUCGAUGUUCUGUUGAAGUCGCGAGGUGGCUGCUGCAACGUGGCGCAGAAGUGAAUACCCGUGGCAAAACUCUCAGCGCCGCUACUCCCCUUUAUUCGGCCUGCGUUAAAAAAACAGAGAAUGCUGCCCACUUUGCAAAAUUCCUUUUAGAGUCUGGUGCUGAUCCAAAUUUAAGAACACAGGGCCGGCUUGCUGUGGAACUGAGGGGUGCCAGAAAUAUUUCCACAUGGCUAGGUGUAACUUGGGAGGAGCUGGUCGAGUCCACGAAGCAUGCGCGCGAGUCCGGCUGA